Caenorhabditis angaria is the source of this 1072-nucleotide messenger RNA. NCBI's taxonomy places the organism in Eukaryota, Metazoa, Nematoda, Chromadorea, Rhabditida, Rhabditidae. The record is from the annotation of a GenBank genome assembly.
AUGGUCACUCGUGUUCUCAAAUAUUCAAUUCCAACCGUCACAACUGCAAUCAGUGCAUAUUAUUUGAGCGAUGAAAACAAUCGAAAUUCAUUGAUUCGAACUGUGACUGCAAAAGCGUUCAGGGAAGAAAGCAAGUUCGAUUCGUAUUUUCCACGUGGCGAAUGGGAUCAUAAUUGGGAUUUGUGAGUUGAAAUAAGAUUGUCCAAUAAGAGUUUUCCUUUUUUUGCAGCCGUGACCCAGAAAGUUUGGUAGAUCGAAAGAAAUACAAUAAAGCAAACGAAGAAGAAAAAGAAGAAAUUAUUGGAAGCUCAAAAGAGUACCGCUACCCGAAACAUUUUCCUAAUUCGACAUGGUCAAUAUCAACUAGAUACCGAUGACAAAUUUUUGACUGCACUAGGAAGAGAACAAGCCGAUUUAUUGGGAAAACGAUUGGCUAUUUCGGAUAUCAAAUUUGAUAAACUAUUGAUGUCAACAAUGAAUAGAGCAACUGAAACAGCCAAUAUUAUUUUGGGACAUUUUCCGGAUAAUUUUCCAAGAAGUUCAUCAUCGAUGAUUGAAGAAGGUCCACCAUAUCCACCAGUUCCAGAACAUAGAGAAUGGAGACCAGCUGCACCGGUAUGUAUUUAUUUUGUCUAUUUCUAAAAAUACUAGUUUUAAGUAUACGAUCUUACAAUUAGUCUGUAAAAUAUCAAAAGUUCAAUUAAAUUAACAUUCCCCUAACUAUAAAAUUGAGGAGUUCUACUCGGAAGCGGCUCGAAUCGAAGCAGCUUAUCGCAAAUUAUUCCAUCGUGCUCCACCUUCUCAAAAACAAGAUUCUUACGAACUUGUUGUCUGCCAUGCUAAUGUAAUUCGCUAUUUUGUUUGUCGGUAAGUGUUUUUAAAAAUUCAAUGUUGAAACUCAGCAAUUUGGUUGAUUUUCAGAGCUCUUCAAUUUCCACCCGAAGGUUGGCUUCGUAUGUCAUUAGGAAACUGCUCUCUAACUUGGGUUGUUAUUCGACCAUCUGGAAAUGUGUCGAUUCGAUCAAUCGGAGAUAUUGGACAUUUGGCACCACACAAAGUAUCUUUCACAUAA